Molecule: messenger RNA, 2291 nt
Organism: Bombus terrestris (buff-tailed bumblebee)
Lineage: Eukaryota; Metazoa; Arthropoda; Insecta; Hymenoptera; Apidae
Product: copia protein
Exons: 2
Coding region: 1601-2017 (138 amino acids)
Source: RefSeq, a predicted model, not a curated record
CCUGAUCGAUAGUUUUAGGACCUCUCUUGCCUUUUUUCUUUCAUUCGUUUGUGACCCUUCUAAGUGUGUGCAAUAAAGGUUUUUCUGCUCCGAAAAGUGUGAAUUUAUUAUCCAUAUAACAUAAUAAUAACUAACGCGAUCCUACCUCUAAAACAUAAAAUAACAACAAUAUUAUAAAUAGUAAGAAUAUUAGGGAGCGCAGAAGAUAACCUAAAAAACAAAAAAAGGCACGUGGUCGAUGAUUCAGUGUUGAAUAUCGUAAGGGCGCUUUAUCAAAUAUAAAAUAAUUGUUUGCGUUAUAAUAUAGUUAUUAGACGAACAUAAAAAUGUCGAACGGAGUGAGUUCAAGUAUUGAAAAACUAAACAGAGAAAAUUACGACACGUGGAAAAUGCAAAUGAAGGCAAUACUCGUUAAAGAUGACUUAUGGGAAUAUGCGGAUGGUACAAUAAGUAAACCCCAAGCAGCGGAUGAAGCCUCUUUAUGGAAUGAAAGGGAUGGUAAAGCCCAAGACGAUAUUAUUCUUGCUAUGAGUUCGAGUGAGCUAUGUCAUGUGAAGCAUUGCAAAACUUCACAUGAAAUAUGGAAUAAAUUAAAGGAGGUUUACGAACCUAAAGGACCUGCAAGAAAGGCUACGCUCCUCAAGCAAUUAUUAUUCACGAAAAUGUCCGGUAACGAAAAUAUGUCCGAUCACUUAAACAAUUUUUUCAGCCACGUGGAUGAUCUAAAGGAAAUGGAUAUUGGAAUCGAUGACGAUCUGCUGUCAAUCCUGUUAUUAUACAGCGUCCCGAAUACGUAUGGAAACUUUAGAUGUGCGAUCGAAUCGCUGGACCAAUUGCCUACCCCACAUGUACUUAGGACAAAAUUAUUAGAAGAAGCUAAUUUUCGUCGCAAUUCGAAUGCUGCGAGUGAUCACCAAGAAGCUCUACAAGUAGAUUCAAACAAAUACAAAAGGUAUGUUAAAAAUAGAAAUUCCUUAAAUAAGAAUGGACUUACUAAAGCUAAUAAGGUAAAACAUAUUGAAUGUUUUUAUUGUCACAAACGUGGACAUACGGCAAAUCAAUGUUUGAAGAAGAAAAAUGAUGACCAUAAAGCUCAAUUAGCACAAGUCCCUGAAAUACCCAACACUGAACAAUGCCUACAUACUUUCGAUAUUCAGGAUGAAGAUAAUCAGGGUAAUAGUAUUAUUACUAUAUUUCGUUGAAUACAAACAUGGAAUUACCGAAGGAAUGGUGCAUUGAGAGUGGUGCGAUGUCACACAUGUGCUGUGACAUAAACUGUUUUGAAUCCAUAGAGCCAAUCAAAGAUCAAAGUGUAAGAUUAGCGAAUGACAAAUUAGCACAAAUCAAAGGUAAAGGUACUGCAAUACUAUUUAGUUAAAAAAAAAUAAACUUGAGAAAUUCCGAUUGGAAAACACAUUGUACGUACCAGAAUUAAAGGCAAAUUUGAUCUCGGUAUCAAAGUUACAGCGAAAGGAAAAAGAAUCUUAUUCACAAAUAAGAUGGCCACAAUAUUUGGAAAGAACGAUGAGGUCGAGCAAGUAUUACUGCUAAUCGUAGAAGGGAUUUAUAUAUCGUAGAUGCAAAAUCCGAAUAUACUGGUAUGGUAUAUCAAAAUGAAAAUUAUGUUCAAGAUAGAUUUAUGGUCAAGAGGGGGCAAGGAAGACCAAAGAUAAUGCGAACAGGAAAUGUUGGCAGACCAAGGAAAAUGUACGAAACUGUCCCAAUUGAUCAAGAAACAGUACAAUUGGUCAAUGAUAAUUUGACCGAGUCAGUAGAUGAAUUGUUAUCUGGACCUCAUGCCGAAAAAUGGAAGGAAGCCAUGAUAAUGGAAUAUGACGGCUUGAUUAAGAAUAACGUUUGGGAAUUGGUAAAAUGCCCAGUGAAUAGAUCUCCGAUUGGAUCAAAAUGGGUCUUAAAGACCAAAUGCAAGGAAAAUGGAGAGGUUGAGCGCAGAAAGGCUAGGGGAUCAUUGGAAUUUGCUAUAUGCCCACAAAUGAGAUGUCAGCAGACUUAUUAAUGAAAAGUUUGGGAAGGCCAAGUCAUAAUGCUCACCUAGAGACUAUUGGUUUGACGUGCACUCGAAUUCCGCUGAGAGGGGGUGUUGAAAAUGACAACGUGAGUUCUCGCUCGCCAUCUAUAUGCUGACGACUAGUUACAAAAGGAGUAACUAGCAAUUAUUACUAGACACGGUCGAUAGACCUGAUCGAUAGUUUUAAGACUUCUCUUGUUUUUUCUUUCAUUUUCGUUCGUGUUCCUUUCAAGUGUGUGCAAUAAAUAUUUUUCUGCUCCGA